This is a messenger RNA of Toxoplasma gondii ME49, 846 nucleotides long. RefSeq lists its product as hypothetical. Bases 1 to 399 code for a protein of 132 amino acids. The record is from RefSeq and is a predicted model, not a curated record. NCBI's taxonomy places the organism in Eukaryota, Apicomplexa, Conoidasida, Eucoccidiorida, Sarcocystidae. The transcript has 3 exons.
AUGACAGAUACCGCGGUCAUGGUAGAAGUCAAGGAGACGACAGACUCGACUUUUGUCGGGGCUCCGCCCGCCGCCAAGCUCUCCACUGAAGUGGUGUCUGUCAGUGAACUGCCUCAGCCCUCGGUGGAUUGUUUUCCAGCUGUCCCUGGCCCUUCUCGUUCUCCCGUCUUCUCUAUCUCCCCGCAUUCUUCUUCAGGGUCAAAUGGUGUCACUGCGGCUGCGGAACACGGUGUGGCGCCACCGCCCUUGACCGGUACAAACAAGAGGAGCUUAACAGCCAUGGAAGAAAACACUAGGCGGCCUUUGGACUCUUCUGCACGCCGAGCGCUAUUGGCCAUGGUGCCGCCGCAAGUGGCGCGGCCAGGCAGGUCGAACGUCGUGACUGAAAGUAUUCUUUGAGUCCUUAGUGUGACACGUCGACGCACGCAGUUCUUCGGGCUGUUGUUUGUGUACAAGUCCCCCUCUUUGAUGUGUGCUCUUUCAAGGAGAAUUUUUUGGCUUCGCUUACUUGUCCUUGUUGACUUGAACAGAAAAGAACACAAGGGAGAGUAAAAAUGUGAUUCCUUUUGAAAAGGUACAAGAAUUCUCUACCGCCACAGGUUGAAGGGUCAUGACUUGCGCCAGUGUCUUCGUGUCAAAUUUGUUUUCCUCUGAUCGCGCCUCUUCCCGUCUUGCAUGUAUCUUCAUAUGGGCCCCGUUGUUUUUUCUGUAUCUGCGUCGACUUUUUUCGCGUCUCUAGUCCCCGCAAGUCUUCCGCUUAUUUACUUGUUGAGUUUCUUUUCCUUCUUCCUCUGAUUUCCUUCAUCAACAGGCCUUAUACUCGAUACUUCAUGUGUUUCUCACGUA